Messenger RNA from Sitodiplosis mosellana (orange wheat blossom midge), 2216 nucleotides. RefSeq names its product cysteine sulfinic acid decarboxylase (gene black). Gene Ontology annotation, biological process: carboxylic acid metabolic process. Gene Ontology annotation, cellular component: cytoplasm. NCBI's taxonomy places the organism in Eukaryota, Metazoa, Arthropoda, Insecta, Diptera, Cecidomyiidae. The transcript is spliced from 4 exons. Bases 333 to 1952 code for a protein of 539 amino acids. The record is from RefSeq and is a predicted model, not a curated record. Gene Ontology annotation, molecular function: carboxy-lyase activity; pyridoxal phosphate binding.
UGCUUUUUUUUAAAGUACACACGUACAAGACUUAUAACGACCAGCGAGUAUUUAAAAACACGAAACCUAUUUAGCUGAAUCGCAGUUGCUCGUUUGAUUUGGUCGGACAAGUGGCAUCGCAUACAGUAAAGUGCAUAGCCAAAAGUUUUCUCAGCGCGAAUUUUUUUUUGUCUCGAGAAAUAAAAUUUUCAGUUGACCGUUAUGAAUACAUUUCGAAGUGGCAUUUAGUUGAAUAAUUCUAGUGAAAAUAAAGUUAAUAUUCCGAAUUUAUUUUGUUUGUGUGUGGAAGAGAGAAAGCCAACAGUUUCAGUUAAUUUAUUUUCAAAAAAAAAAUGUCGUUGAAUAUAGCAUCGGAUUCAGAACAUUCGACCGAUCUCUCGGUUGAUGAUAUAAUAUCGUCGACAAUGGAUCAAGUGAAUAAAAAUCGGAUCCUAACACCGCCGUUAUUUUACAACAAUAAAUCGAAUGAAAUGAGUGAACGUUUCGAAUCUUUACCAAAUCGUUCGUUGCAUGAGAGAUUUUUACGCGAUUGUGUCGAUGAAAUUCUGUCGACGGCCGUGUUUGAGGAUAUUCGACGAGAGAAUAAGGUUUUGGAAUGGAAGCAACCGAAUGAAUUGGCCAAGUUGUUUGAUAUGUCAUUGAAAGCUGAGAGUGAUUCCGACCAAACACUAAUGGAUUUACUGCGCAAAACGAUUCGCUACUCGGUGAAAACGGGCCAUCCAUAUUUUGUGAAUCAGCUGUUUUCAUGUGUGGACCCAUAUGCAUUAAUCGGCCAAUGGUUGACCGAUGCAUUGAACCCAAGUGUUUACACCUACGAAGUGUCACCCGUGUUUAUUCUGAUGGAAGAGGUGGUUUUGCGUGAAAUGCGAACGUUUGUCGGCUGGGAGAAUGGCAACGGAGACGGCCUAUUUUCACCUGGUGGCUCUAUUUCCAAUGGAUACGGCAUCAGUUGUGCUCGUUUCAAAUACGCGCCCGAAGUCAAAACUAAGGGGCUUGCGGCGUUGCCGCGAUUGGUUAUGUUUACAUCCGAAGACGCUCAUUAUUCAUCUAGGAAGUUGGCGUCAUUCAUGGGAUUUGGUUCAGAUAAUGUGUACAAAGUGAAGACAUGCAGUCGUGGUAAAAUGAACAUAGAGCAUUUGGAAAGUGAGGUGCUUCGGGCCAAAACCGAGGGUGCAAUGCCAUUUUUAGUGGUUGCCACGGCGGGCACCACCGUUUUGGGUGCAUUCGAUCCAAUCGAUCAGAUUGCUGAUGUGUGCAAAAAGCACAACAUGUGGCUACAUGUUGACGCAGCUUGGGGCGGUGGUGUAAUGUUAUCGCAAAAAUAUCGAAAUCUCGUCAAAGGAAUCGAACGAGCCGACUCGGUGACAUGGAAUCCACACAAGCUAUUGUCAGUGCCGCAACAAUGCUCAACGUUUUUGACGAGACACGAAGGAAUUCUGCAGCAUGCGCAUGAAACAAAUGCAACAUAUUUGUUUCAAAAAGACAAGUUUUACGACACACAGUACGACACGGGCGAUAAGCACAUUCAAUGCGGUAGACGUGCGGACGUAUUGAAAUUCUGGUUCAUGUGGCGGGCCAAAGGUACCAAUGGACUUGAGGCACACGUCAACAAGAAUUUCGACAAUGCAGAAUACUUUACGGAACAAAUUAAAGCACGUUCUGAUUUUGUGUUGGUGCUCGAUCAGCCAGAGUGUACGAAUAUAUCUUUCUGGUAUGUGCCGCCAAGCCUUCAAAAUAUACCGGUCGACAGUGCGGAAUUCAAUGAGAAAAUCCACAAAGUGGCGCCGAAAAUUAAAGAGCGUAUGAUGAAAGAGGGCAACAUGAUGAUCACCUAUCAACCGUUGGGAUUGAAACCGAAUUUCUUUCGUCUGGUACUGCAAAACUCAGCUUUAAAUAGGGAUGACAUGCUCCAUUUUAUUGACGAAAUCGAACGGCUUGGAUGCAAUUUGUAGUUAAGAAAUUACUAUUAUAUUAUUGUACAAAUUCCAUAAUCACAUCAUAGCGACGUAAGUUUCACACAGUUUAUUUAUUCACCUGAGAAAAAAAUAUGGCUAAACAAAAACAAUUGAAAAUACACACAGACACAAUGAAUUGAGUAGACUUUUUGUUUUCGGAAAAGAAUAUUCCAAUUUAUUACUAAACAAGUUUAAUUUUUUUCUUCAUUUUGAUUGUUAAACAAUUUGAUUCAAAGGAAUAAAAAGUCAAUUGAACAUUUA